This is a messenger RNA of Osmerus eperlanus (European smelt), 941 nucleotides long. RefSeq lists its product as uncharacterized. Lineage: Eukaryota; Metazoa; Chordata; Actinopteri; Osmeriformes; Osmeridae. The transcript is spliced from 8 exons. Bases 12 to 743 code for a protein of 243 amino acids. The record is from RefSeq and is a predicted model, not a curated record.
AGGACAGAUUAAUGAUGACACUCAUUGUGAACUUAAUAAUAAAAGUAAUUGACAUAUGUUUUGUAGCAGGAAACUCAGGUGUAGGGUCCUUUAUGACAUUUAGGGCAAUAAAAGAGAGGGAGAGAAAGACAUUCUUUUCAAAGACACGUCAGAAGGUCCAGAAACAGAAAACAGUAAAGAUUUAUGUUGGAGUUAUGAAGAUUAUAGGUGAUUCCCUUAAACCUGUGAGAGGGAAGUCACUUCCCGUUGAUAUUCAACCUCAGUGGUCAUCUGAUCAACUGUUGGCUGCUGCUGUAAAGAAGCAGAAAGAUUUUAACCAGGAUAUGGAAGGUGCACAUGUUUUGUUGUACCCUGAUGCUCAGGAAAUUAGAAACAUUCCAGGAACAGACACCCCUUUCACAGUGCAGAAAUACAAGGAGGCAAUUGGAAAGGCCUACCAAAGAAUCACAAUGUACAUUUGCACUGUUGAAAACUUUGCAAACAUCUGUAGCAGUGGACAGACUUCAAGUGAAGAUGACAGUGUGGUCCAUGUCAAUUUGCCGUCUGGAGACAGUCCACUUUCUGACACCGUGGUGUGGGACGGUCCAGAUGAAGUGAGCACUCCAAGAAUGGAUAACAUUUUGCAUGGACACCCAAAACCAGCAGCUGAUCAGGAUGGAAGACAAACCGCAGUCCAGGAAGAGGUCAAUUUAGACCAAGGUCAAACUUUUGUAGAAACUACACAAAUGUGUAUGCGCCAAUAGUUAUUGACAGCAAGUUUGAGCCAGAAUAACACAUGGAGCACACUGCAGAAGAAAGCACAGAGGAUUUGACUGCUGCAAACAUUGUAUCAGAACUCUCAGCAAAGAUAAUAAAAACAUCUUGGAGCAGGUUCAAUAUAAAUAGAGCCAAUGUGUGGGAUGGAGCAGUCCGCAGCUUCAAACGUGGUUCAUUUGACCCAU